AUGCUAGGCGAAACUCAUCUGCGGCCAUACGGUCGCCAUGGUUCGACACGGGAAUGUGACAUGACCGCUCGUAUCCUGCAGCCCGCACGCAACGCGAUGCAGUCUGGCAAGGGCAAGUCCCGCCGCUGGCUUCUCGCGUUCGAUCCGGCGUCGCCGCGACGGGUGGAGCCCCUGAUGGGCUGGACCAGUUCUGCUGACACGCGUCAGCAGUUGCGUCUGUGGUUUGACACGAAGGAGGAGGCGGUGGCCUAUGCUCAGCGCAAUGGCAUCGACUAUCGUGUUGAGGAGCCUCGCCCGACCCGCCCGCGUCUCAAUCCGGCUUAUUCGGAUAAUUUCCGCUCCGAUCGCAAGGGUCCCUGGACUCACUGA
Ostertagia ostertagi is the source of this 369-nucleotide messenger RNA. Lineage: Eukaryota; Metazoa; Nematoda; Chromadorea; Rhabditida; Trichostrongylidae. The record is from the annotation of a GenBank genome assembly.